AUGAACGAGAAAGAAAUUCGAAAUACAGGAACCAAUAGCAAUGCACACUGGAGGGUCGACGAAAAGUGUUUCAAGCAAAUAGUCAUAUUUUGUAUAAAGAAAACUUGCAAAAUGACAACUGGUAUUCCUUUCAACCUUCCUAAUAGAUGGAAUUGUGAAGAAAUACUGCAACAAAUUUCACGUUGGCCAAGGUAG
Messenger RNA from Dracunculus medinensis (Guinea worm), 195 nucleotides. The record is from the annotation of a GenBank genome assembly. NCBI's taxonomy places the organism in Eukaryota, Metazoa, Nematoda, Chromadorea, Rhabditida, Dracunculidae.